Molecule: messenger RNA, 3965 nt
Organism: Branchiostoma belcheri (Belcher's lancelet)
Lineage: Eukaryota; Metazoa; Chordata; Leptocardii; Amphioxiformes; Branchiostomatidae
Product: axin-1-like
Exons: 11
Coding region: 262-2895 (877 amino acids)
Biological process (GO): negative regulation of canonical Wnt signaling pathway
Source: RefSeq, a predicted model, not a curated record
UUGGUGCGGCUCAGUACACACGGUGACGUCACGGCCCCGGGGAGUUGGCGGCAUGUGCUUUGAUCUGUGCGGCCGACCAGCAAGCUGAACUUCCUCGCUCCACAACGCUUCAAAUUCUACCUUUUCCUCGCCAUGGAGUGGAUAUACAGCUAACUAUGGAGAAACAGAUCGGUUUGGAGCGAGUCUAGGUGAGCCAGAGUUCCCACUGGAUGGUAAAUUGUUGUUGAGUAGGGACUGGAGUGCCCCCCUCCCCCCAGCACCAUGAGUAUUGGUGUACAGGAGUAUCUCCAGGACACUGGGGGAAGCAAGUUCACCGAGGACUUACCCACCAGCGCGCGGCCGCCCGUACCCGGCGAGGAGACGGAAUCCAACCAUGGAAGCCAGCACAGCGGCUCCAGCAACACCAAGAGUGAAUACUCCACAAAAUCAGACUACUCCAAGUCGGACUACUCUCACUCGUCGGCGGGUACGCCAAGACGGACUAACUGCGACUUGGGAUUCGAACCAGAGGGCAGCGCGUCGCCUACGCCGCCGUACCUACGCUGGGCGGACAACCUGCAAGCGUUAUUGUCGGACAAGGACGGUAGCCAGUUGUUUGGAUUAUACCUAGAGAACGAAGACUCCAAGCAUCUGUUGGAUUUCUACUUUGCCGUCAACGGCUACAAAAAGUUGGACCCCUUGGACGACAAAACACAGAGACUAGCAAAAGUUGUCUACGCCAAGUAUAUCAAAGAGGGGAAAGGAAUCCUGAGUCACAGAGUAAAGCCUGGAACAAAACAGUACUUAGCCAAAAAUAUAGACUGUAAGCCAUUGGACAUAUCUAUAUUUGACCAGGCGCAAUUGGAGAUAGAAAAGUUCAUGGAAGAAAAUGCCUACAGACUGUUCUUAGAGAGUGAUAUCUACCUACAGUACUGCCGGAAUGGCGGGGAAGUCUCACCUAACCAAGUAGUGACGGAACUGGCGAAUACGUCCGGUAACGUGGGAAACUUGACAACGGGAGCGAUACUAGCUCCUCUGCCAACGCUACACGAAAACGUUGAACUUAGUACCGAAGACACGAUGGAGACACGAACACUUCCGUUGACGGCAGAACACCUUCUAGCUACCUCACAAAUAAGGCUCAGGAGUGACAGUAGAGACAGAGAAAGAUUGACGAGAGGAGGGAACCCGUACCACCAGACGUACGCGCCUGCGCCGGCCACGUCAGCGAACGAUUCCGAGCUGCAGAGUCUGUCCAGUGAACAGACGGACGACACCAUGUCUCUCACAGACAGUAGCAUCGACUUAGAUGGGGUGUCCAACCACAGACACAGAAGAAGACGACAGCUGAAGGGGAUGAGACAAGACGCCCAGCGUAACGGCAACGUCAUGUGCUACCCGCCAUUCCCGCAACCGAGAACUCAGAGGCUCCCCAAAGAGAUGAAAAUGAUGGAGCCCAAAAAGUUUGCGGAACUGUUGAUCGCCAAGCUGGAGAAAGUUAAACAGGACCGGGAGAACAAGGAGCGACUGGACGAACAGCUGAGAAGAAUGGAGGGCGACUGUGGUGCCAGUCAGGCAUCAGGAGAAUCUCAGGGAGCGUCGGGAGCCGACCCCACCCAGCCCAGACUCUUCCCGCUCAUGGACGACACCACCAGCAUCGAUGACGACCCGGAGUCCAUCCUGGACGAGCACGUGUCGCGCGUUCUCCAGACCCCGGGCUGCCGCUCCCCCGGCAGGCACUCCCCCGUCAGACCCAACAAGAGCCACAUCUCAGGUGUUCCCCACCACGUGUCCUUCCCCGGCGCGCUCGCCGGCGCUUCCGCCAUGGCCUGGCACAACCGCUCGCGCCCCAAGGACGUCUCCAAACGGGACAGCGGACUGGGAGACUCCACCGAGGCGGAGACCGUCACCCAUUACCACAAAUAUUACUACCAUCAUCACCACCACCAUCCCAAGUCAAGGGACGGGCUGGAGAAACAGACGGAGAUGGAAACACAGAGGAAAGUACAGAGAGACUCGGAAAUGUACACCACACAGUCCCGCGUACAUCAGGACAGCAUGGGCGGCACGGCCGAGUCCCUGCGACACGACGCGCGGAGAGAAGUCGUUGGCAAGCGUGGCGGCGGCAGGAAGGAGGAAGGCGAACCGUUCCUGGCCUUGCCUGUAGAGACGGAUAGAUUUGGGAAGGUGUGGGACUGGAUGGAGGAGGGUGAGAGGGAGAGGUACAGAGGAGGCGUCAACGUCAGAGAACCUAAGUUCAAACGCUCAUCCAAGACAGCAUCCCAAGCAACGCAUAGAAGCUCUGGAAAAGCGAGCUCCAGCUCAGCCAAGAAGCCCUUGGCGUACAACACGUCGCGCCCGACGUCCAUGGAGCGGCCGGCGGUGACUGCGGAGGUGCGGCCCAUGCAGCCGUUCAUGCAGGACACACAGAUGCCGGUCCUGCCGCAGCCCAACCCCCUUAUCUGCUUGGAGGAGGCACGCAGAAGACUGGUCGAGAAGUCCAGCACCAAGGGCAGCAGCAGACAUGUUGUGGACAGCGGUGCCAGGAAGGACAAGGGCAAACUGCCGCAGUCCAAAGUCGUCCCAGCCGUGUCCGACUUGGAACCAGAAGAAGAAACCAGAAAACAGCCUGUCAAAAAGCCAGCGUCUAUGAUGUCUGUGUCGGGUGACAACACCGUGGUCGGGUACUACUUCUGCGGCGAGCCCAUCCCCUACAGAACAACGCUCCCCGGGAAGGACAUCACCCUGGCCAUCUUCAAAAACAGCAUCACCAAGAGAGGAAACUAUAGAUACUUCUUCAAGUGCACAUCGACCGAGUUCGGCUCCAACGCGGUUUACCAGGAGGUCACCGAAGACGAGGACUUACUGCCACUGUGGGAGGGGAAGAUCGUCGGCAAAGUGGAGCGCAUUGAGUGAAAAACAACGAAAGAGACCGUACAUCCUCACGUCUUCCCGCCGUCUGACCGAACACCGCGUCCGCCGCGCUCUAUCAGACCGGGGUUAGGGACGGGGUUUUACGUAGCGGCUGUUUAUUUAUUUUCUCCCAAACGGAAGGCGCUAGUGAUGAGGUCGGCGGACGCGUGGACUGUGAGGCGUCGGGAAAGACGGAAACUUUUGGUGCUGCUUGUCUCAGUGACUGACUCAUACUUGGCAAACGUCCCCCGCCCGUGCAAUCAGCCAUAUAUUUCUUGUUCUGCGUUGUUGCCAAGGUCACCCUGUAUUGUAUAGUAGGAAAGAUUCGAGAUAAAAGAUAAUGUACUAAGGAGGAAGUUUUGUAAUGUCCAGUGUUAACUACUAGUAAUGUCCAUGUUGUUGCAGUUGUUAAUAUUACUUUGUUACCUGCAUUUUUCCCUUGUGAAAGGCUUAUUGUUUGUUAAGUUCUCCUGUAGAUAGUGCCACCGUGGAUUCCUGAUGUAGAUAGUAAAGCCUGGAGGAAUCAGGUGGAGUAAAAACCCUGCUGAUUGUUUAUGCCCCCCUCCCCAUUAAAUAUUUGCCCCUUUCCAAGUUUCAAGUGUAGGUAAUAUUGCUUAAGUUGUGAUAAUUAUUGUAAGGUGAACAUAUUUUAUCCCGUACGCCUGUUUUAAAGGCUUGGAUCAUACCAAGGGAACAUACAAGAACUAACGUAAAGAAACAUGUAAGGGACAAAGCUUCUUUAGACCAGAGGAAAAAAAAUGAAACGCUGUAAAUGUCUGUGAUAUAGUGAUGUUGCAACUCAGAACAAACUGUCAUAUUGGCCAUAAUUCUAAACACUGGACCUCAUAUUGUUUAUAACUUUUAUAUGACCAUCUCCCUUUAUAUUUCCCUGCAAAGCGUUGUUAGGAGUAAAAUCGAACACACGUCAAGUCCCAUAGAGUAGGAACACAUCUGACCAUUUCUUGCCUGUGUUACAUUUUUUCUAUUUUCCAAUGUGUGAAAAAUAGUUGUACAAGAAUUGAUACCUAGGUUUCAAUUGAAACAAUAAAGGUUAUAUAUUUUUAAAGUGAAAA